AUGGUAGACCAACCAACGAAAUCCCUCUUGGAGUACGGUAUUCCUGAUACGACUACCGGAGUCCUUUCAAGCAUCAUAAGACCACCAGUCACGGCUCAGCACUUCGAGCUCAAGCCACAGUUCAUACAGUUCAUCUCCAAUGAUUCAUUCGCAGGGCUACCACAUGAUUGCCCCGUAAGUCAUAUAGAUAACUUUCUGGAGAAAUGUGAUACUAUGAAGUUGAAUGGUGUUACAGAUGAUGCAAUCAGACUAUGCCUUUUCCCCUUCUCACUUCGAGACAGGGCAAAGGAGUGGUUAAGAGAUGAAGGCACUGGCUCGUUCGAUACAUGGGACAAGUUAGUGAAGGCCUUCCUAGUGAAGUUUUUAGGGAAUGAGAAGACUGCAAGAUUGAGGAAUGACCUACAAACUUUUAAGCAGUCAGAUGAUGAGUCUCUCUAUGAGGCUUGGAGAAGAUUUAAAAGAUUGCAGAGACAAUGCCCUCACCAUGGCAUUCCAGAUUGGAUUUUGAUGCAGACCUUUUACAAUGGCAUGACUCAUGAGUUCCGUAUUUACAUAGAUGCUGCGUCAGGAGGUUCUCUCUUGACAAAGAACCCCACUGAAGCUAGGGAGCUCAUAGAGAAGAUGGCGGCUAAUGAUAACUAUCAUCCUGGAGGCCGAAACACUGUGAAAAAGGGAGGUAAACUUGAUGUUGAUGCUUUAACUAUGCUAACUAGAUCUGUGCAGGCACUAACAAGCAGGUUUGAUAAGUUCCAAGCAGGAACUUCUAACACCCCACAGGAGUUGUGUCAGUUAUGUAAUGUGCUGGGUCAUGUUGCUCCAGAUUGCCCACAGAUUUCGCAGAAUACGGAAGAGAUGUCAAUCGAGCAAGCCAAUGCUUUCUACUCCUCCAACCCAAAGAGACCUUAUGACCCUUAUUCCAACACCUACAAUGAAGGAUGGAAACACCAUCCUAACUUCUCAUACAAAAAUUCCCAAGCACAACAAAACCCUCCACCACCACCUCCACCCAACACCUACAACCAACCACCACCUGGUUUCCAACAGAAAACAACCAAUGCCCAACAACCAAUGCAACAACAACCUCAGAAAUCAAGCCUAGAGGUGACAUUAGAGAGCUUUAUAACCGCAACAAACAAUGCCAUCCAACAUCAAAAUAGCUCUAUCCAACAGUUGCAGGCUCAGGGUAAACUUAUGGAGAAUCAGAUAAGCCAAUUGGCCAACCAAUUUAGCCAAGCCCUAAAGACUCCAGGAACCUUCCCGGGCCAGACUGAACAAUCUCAAAAAGGCCAAAUGAAUGUCGUCACCCUGAGGAGUGGAAAGCAGUUGGAAGAUCCUCCUACCAAGGAGCCAUCAAGAGAGGUCAUUGAAGAAGUGAGUGCAAGUGAGAAGGAAGUGGAGGAUGCUAGGGUCGAGGAAGCAUCAAAGGAAGCACCACCAAAGCCACCUUCUCCAUAUAUGCCUAAGGUUCCUUUUCCUCAAAGAUUAGCACAAGCUAAACUUGAGAAAAAGUUCAGUAAGUUCCUCGAUGUUCUUAAAAAGCUUCAUAUUAAUAUUCCAUUCCUAGAUGCCAUAUCUGAGAUGCCUUCUUAUGCAAAAUUUUUAAAAGAUAUGCUAUCUAACAAGAGGAAAUUAGAAGAGAAUACUACAGUUGCUUUGAAUGCAGAGUGCAGUGCUAUUUUGCAGAACACUCUCCCUGAGAAAUUAGGAGAUCCAGGUAGCUAUUCAAUUCCAGUGAAGCUUGGAGAUAUUGAGAUCAACAUGGCACUAUGUGAUCUAGGUGCAAGUGUGAGCCUCAUGCCACUGUCUAUAUGCAAGAAGCUGCAGAUGGGUGAACUCAAACCCACACGCAUAUCUCUGCAACUUGCAGACAGGUCAGUGAAGUUUCCUUUGGGUGUACUUGAGGAUGUACCCCUCCGAGUAGGUAAGUUUUUCAUCCCAUGUGAUUUUGUUAUGAUGGAGAUGGAUGAGUAUGUGAAUGUUCCUAUCAUACUAGGUAGACCUUUCUUAGCUACUGUAGGUGCAAUUAUAGACAUGAAGAAAGGUAAGAUUACUUUUGAAGUAGGUGAUGAGAAAUUGGAAUACUCACUUUUGAAUGUUAUGGGUGCUCCUUCUAUGGGAGACACUGUUUGUCAGGUUGAUGUGCUCGAUGAGCUGCAGAAUGAGCAACUUCUCUUGAAUCAGAAUGAUGAUGCUCUUGAACAAGUGCGAUUAGGGAAGGAAGAUGAUAAUGGAGAUUAG
Messenger RNA from Chenopodium quinoa (quinoa), 2238 nucleotides. RefSeq lists its product as uncharacterized. The record is from RefSeq and is a predicted model, not a curated record. Gene Ontology annotation, molecular function: zinc ion binding; nucleic acid binding. The transcript has a single exon. NCBI's taxonomy places the organism in Eukaryota, Viridiplantae, Streptophyta, Magnoliopsida, Caryophyllales, Amaranthaceae. Bases 1 to 2238 code for a protein of 745 amino acids.